Carica papaya (papaya) is the source of this 3096-nucleotide messenger RNA. RefSeq names its product Tetratricopeptide repeat (TPR)-like superfamily protein. Gene Ontology annotation, molecular function: protein binding; mRNA binding. The record is from RefSeq and is a predicted model, not a curated record. NCBI's taxonomy places the organism in Eukaryota, Viridiplantae, Streptophyta, Magnoliopsida, Brassicales, Caricaceae.
UUUUCUUAGAAUUCAAAAAAAAUUUAACCGAACUAAUAUUUCCAUGCUCAUGGCUCGGACGGCUGACUCCUCCAUGGUGAGUGCGAUUUAGUCAGUGAACCGGCGCCAAAGAUACCCUUUCAAUUCCUCUGAUUUUGCGGGAAAAAUUCUAAAGUCCAUUCCAGUUUUAACCAGAGGAAAUGAAGUCGAUGAGAAAUCUUUCAAGUCUUAUUUAGUCGUGCACCAGUUCAGAAGCGCUUUGCGGAUAAAAUGUUUGUAAAGCUCCAAUUAGAUUCAAAUGGCUUCUACAUUUUGCGUUCGCAAAAAACAUCACCGCCCACCGUAAAUGUCCUCCGUUCGCCAAUGGAAAAAUUUGUACCCAUCAGCAAGCCAAACGAUUGCAGUGUCCUUGAAAGUUUUAGUGGCCGAAAACUAAGGAGAUUACGUCUAGCUAACAAACAAAGUCAUCUUAGAAGGAUCCUUGUUCAUGAACCUGCCUUGGAGGAACAGAUUUUUGAGAAGAACCCGGAUGGAGAACAGAGAAAAAACAAGAUAGUUGAAGUUGAAGAUGAUUGUAGUAUUGUUAAAUUUAACAGAUGUAAUGGCCAUGGUUUGGCGGAGAAAGUGCAUGCCAAGUGUUCGACGAAAUGGAUAUGCUACGGAGGUUCGAUCCCAGCUAUUUUGCAGGCUUUGGAAAGAUCAAAGGAUAUUGAUCAAGCUUUAAGGCCUUGGGCAGAGAAGUUGAGCAAUAAGGAGAGCACUAUUAUCUUGAAGGAACAGUCAAGCUGGAAGUGAGCGGUGGAGAUCUUUGAGUGGUUUAAGAGGAAGGAUUGUUAUGAAUUGAAUGUGAUUCAUUAUAAUGUCAUGCUCAGGAUUCUUGGAAGAGCUCGUAAAUGGAAGUAUGUGCAGAGAUUAUGGAAUGAAAUGACUGACAAAGGGGUUAUCCCCAUUAAUUCUACGUAUGGAACGUUGAUUGAUGUCUAUAGUAAGGGGGGUCUAAAAGAACAGGCGCUUUGUUGGCUGGGAAUGAUGAAUAAAGAAGGAAUGAAGCCUGAUGAGGUGACCAUGGGAAUUGUUAUUCAAAUGUACAAGAUGGCUGGAGAAUUCCAAAAGGCCGAGGGAUUUUUCAAACGGUGGUCCUCGUGUGAAUUGUUAAACCAUGAAGGAGCAAGUAGUACAGUGAAUAAUUGUACAGAAUCACUUGUUUGUUUAAGCUGUCAUACAUAUAACACAUUGAUUGAUACAUAUGGUAAGGCAGGGCAACUUAAACAAGCUUCUCAAACUUUUUAUAGGAUGCUUAGAGAAGGUAUCGUUCCGACUGUAGUAACCUUCAAUACAAUGAUUCACAUUUGUGGCAACCAUGGCCAGCUUGAAGAAGUGGCUUCCCUGAUGACAAAGAUGGAGGAGAUUCAGUGCCGCCCUGACACUAGAACAUAUAAUAUUCUUAUUUCGCUUCAUGCUAAGCAUGACAAUAUAAAGAUGGCAGCUAGCUACUUUGUAGAAAUGAAGCAGGCUGGCCUCGAACCAGAUGUUGUGAGUUACCGCACUCUCCUAUAUGCGUUCUCAAUAAGGCAUAUGGUUGAGGAAGCUGAAGGCCUUGUAAAUGAGAUGGAUGAGAGGGGUCUUGAGAUUGAUGAGUAUACACAAUCAGCUCUAACUAGAAUGUAUAUAGAAGCAGGGAUGCUCAAAAAAUCAUGGUUAUGGUUCUGGAGGUUUCAUCUUACUGGGAAUAUGAGCUCUGAUGGAUAUUCUGCCAAUAUUGAUGCGUAUGGUGAGCGGGGAUAUGUUAUGGAGGCUGAGAAAGCUUUCAUUUGUUGCCAAGAGAGUAAGAAGCUGACUGUCCUUGAGUUUAAUGUGAUGAUCAAAGCUUAUGGUAUUGGAAAAAAUUAUGAAAAGGCAUGCCAGUUGUUUGAUAGCAUGCAGAGUUUUGGUGUUACUCCAGAUAAAUGUAGCUAUAAUUCUCUUGUACAAAUUUUGGCUAGUGUUGACAUGCCAUGCAGAGCAAGAGUCUACCUGAGGAAGAUGCAGGACACUGGAAUUAUAAGUGAUUGCAUCCCUUAUUGUGCUGUGAUCUCAAGUUUUGUGAAACUUGGGCAGUUAAAAGAGGCAGAGGAACUACACAGGGAGAUGAUUGAACGCAAUGUGAAGCCUGAUAUUGUUGUUUAUGGUGUACUCAUAAAUGCUUUUGCUGAAAUUGGAAGUGUAAAAGAAACUACUAGUUAUGUUGAUGCAAUGAAAAGUGCGGGGUUGGCUGGCAACGCUGUCAUAUACAAUUCCUUAAUCAAGCUUUAUACAAAAGUUGGUUACUUGAAAGAGGCCCAAGAGACUUACAGAAUACUUCAAUCAAUGGAGAUACACCCUGAAGUGUAUUCUUCAAAUUGUAUGAUUGAUCUCUACAGUAGACGAUCCAUGGUGAGAGAAGCUGAAGGGAUUUUUGAAAACUUGAAGAGAAAGGGAGAUGCAAAUGAGUUCACAUUUGCAAUGAUGCUGUGCAUGUAUAAGAGAAAUGGGAGAUUCGAAGAAGCCAGUCACAUUGCGAAAGAAAUGAGAGAAGGGGGAGUUUUAAGUGAUUUAUUAAGUUAUAACAACGUGCUUGGGUUGUAUGCUUUAGAUGGGAGGUUCAAAGAGGCAGUUGAAACUUUCAAGGAAAUGAUGGAUGCCACAAUUCAACCUGAUGACUACACAUUUAAGUCACUGGGAUCUGUUCUCAUUAAAUGUGGGGUUCCGAAGAACGCUGUUAAUAAGCUUGAGGCAUUGAGGAAGAUGGAUGGUUGGAGAGGUUUGCAGGCGUGGAUGUCGACCCUAUCUUCCAUUGUUGGAAUUGAUGGUGAACUUUAGAUGAUCUAUAGUGUAAAAUUUAUUCAUAAUCGUAGGCAUGUAUACGUAUGAAUAUAUGCCUGGUGCAAAAUCCCGCGUCCACAAUACAGUUCUCACUUUCAAGCUGUAUAUUGGGCUAAACCACUAGAGAAAGUAUCUCUUGAGAGCGAGCGCAUAGAUUGAGGGUAAUGUGAAACCAUGCCCGACUUGAAGAACAAAGUUUGGAUGAAACUGUUGUCAAUGAAAAUUUAAGGGGUGCCUAUUUAAAGAUGAAGUCAAAAGUUUAUGUUUUAGUUGUAA